AUGGCUUUGAGAAGAAUUAACAGGGAGCAUAGGGACCUGCAAAGGGAUCCUCCAGUGUCAUGCAGUGCCGGCCCUGUGGGAGAUGAUAUGUACCAUUGGCAAGCAACUAUUAUGGGUCCGACAGAUAGCCCAUUCGCCGGAGGUGUAUUUCUUGUUUCCAUUCACUUCCCACCGGAUUACCCCUUCAAGCCACCAAAGGUUUCUUUUAGCACCAAGGUUUAUCACCCGAAUAUCAACAGUAAUGGCAGCAUCUGUCUUGACAUUCUGAAAGAACAGUGGAGCCCUGCACUCACCAUUUCCAAGGUUCUUCUGUCGAUAUGCUCAUUGCUGACGGAUCCAAACCCUGAUGAUCCUCUGGUUCCUGAAAUAGCUCACAUGUACAAGACAGAGCGAUCCAAGUAUGAGUCCACUGCCCGAUCCUGGACCCAGAAGUAUGCAAUGGGAUGA
Molecule: messenger RNA, 447 nt
Organism: Arabis nemorensis
Lineage: Eukaryota; Viridiplantae; Streptophyta; Magnoliopsida; Brassicales; Brassicaceae
Source: the annotation of a GenBank genome assembly